AUGCCUGCUCACGUUGUCGAGGUCGACCUCACCGAAGUUUCCAAGUCGCUCGCUGUGCUUGGCGGGUUUAUCGUCAUCUACGGCCUUCUAUCAUACGUUGUAAAGGAGCGGCUCUACCUCUCGGAACCGCUACUCGCCGUGACGGUCGGUAUCAUCGUCGGGCCGUAUGUACUCAACUGGGUCGACCCCAUUAGCUGGGGCAAUGCAGAAGAGACCAACUACGUCACCUACACUUUUACGCGCAUUGUCGUCGGCAUCCAGGUGCUCUUCUGCGGUAUAUCGCUACCUAAGGCGUAUCUGUGGAAGGAGAAGGUAUCGCUAAUCAUCCUGCUCUUUGGUAUAAUGACCACGGCCUGGUUUGCCACGGCGCUGCUCAUCUGGGGCUUGAUCCCCAAUUUGACCUUCUUGGAGAGCCUCUGCAUCGCUGCAGCCGUGACUCCGACCGAUCCUGUCCUCGCCAAUUCCAUCACCACUGGCCGAUACGCCGAGAAGCAUGUCCCUGCCAACGUGCGCAACAUCAUCGUCGCCGAGUCUGGCGCCAACGACGGCCUUGGUUUCCCGUUUCUGUACCUCGCCAUUUACCUCCUUGCGCGUUCGGGCGAGGACAAGGGUAGUAGUGUCGGCACAGAGAUCGGUCGCUGGGUCUAUGCUGUCGUCGUGUACCAGAUCUUGCUGUCAAUCGCAUUUGGCUCGCUCAUCGGUUACCUGGCGCGAAAAUCGCUCAAAUGGGCCGAGUCCAGGUCAUACAUCGACAAGGCCAAUUUCUUCGCCUACGGUCUCGGACUCGCCUUCUUUACAUUGGGCACCACGGGCUUAUUUGGCUCGGACGAUAUCUUGGCGUGCUUCAUCGCGGGCAACUCGUUCACCUGGGACGACUGGUUCCGCAUCCGCACCGAAGACAACGACUUCCAAGAAAUCAUCGAUACCGUGCUCAACAUGGCCGUGUUCGUCUACAUUGGCGCUAUAAUUCCGUGGGCUGACUACUCGAGUGCAGAACUGCAGCUGACGGGGUGGAGAGUCGUCGUUCUCGGCAUCACCGUGUUGCUUCUUCGUCGUCCACCCUGGGUAAUUGCGGCAACCAAAGCGAUCCCGGCCUUGCGCGACUUGAAGGAGUCGUCCUUCGCCGGCUGGUUCGGUCCCAUCGGUGUCGGUGCCGUCUUCUACAUCCAAGUGGCGCUCAAGCAGCUGCCGGACGAUGGCACGCGCGAUCAUCUGCGCGCCGUCUACUCGCCUGUUGUUCUGUUCAUGGUGUUUUCUUCCGUUUUGACCCAUGGCAUCACCAUCCCCAUUUCCAAGCUGGGGCCGGGCGUCAUGCGUCGCACUGCCACCCUCACCAAAACGCGAUCCAUCACUUUCUCGCGCCCCAUCAGUCGCAACAACACUAUUCAGGUCUCCAACACCGUCAACGACGCCACUCCCCAGCGCCAAAGCUCUCCGGAAGACGGAUCAGGAUCCGACAAUUCCGACCAGGGCCGCGCUACCGAUUCAUCGCGCGCCUCUUCACACGGACAUGUCGGGUACGACGACUCGGGCAAACCGCUCUGGAAUCCGCUCGUGGCUGUGACCAACUGGAGUGUACACGUCUUCGCGUUUUGGCGCAAGGACAGUUUCUGGCGCAAAGACGUCGCGCCGGGCAAACACGAUGCCUUUUCUCAUCACGGCGUAGACAAGACCGAGAUCUCGGCGCCCAGUCGACCAGUCAAGCAGCGCAGUGUCGAAGAAGACACCCUGGCUCGCACCGCCAAUGCCAGCGGUAGCGGUCAAGAGGUGGCAGUAGAUGCAGACGGCGAGCCGCUCAGGGUGCGUCUGCCACCUCCUGUGCUGGAACUUCCUGUGAGCGGCAACAAGAUGCCUAGCCCCAUUCUGCAGCCUUCUUCCAGACUUGGAUCCCCACAACAGCAGGCAGAGGAGCAGCCGGACAGGGCCAAGCUGACGCGCACCGUCUCUCCGCGUCGCUCUGCCAUUCUGAGGGCAUUUGACAAAGAGAUGAACGCCGAACGCACCGAAGCGCAGACCGAGGCGCAGCAAGGAUGGAAGAAGGGACAGCAGAGGGAGCAGAAGCGGUUGUUGAACAUGCUACAGAGGAGCGGCGUUGAGUUGAGCGACAAGCAGGCCAAGGCGCUGAGCGAGCACGAUGCUACCGAAACUGGUGCUGUGGCUAGUGCCGCACAAAGUAGUGGUGCGGAAGCGAGCUCAGAUGCGGUUCAGCAAGAGGUCGAUCAAGAUGCUCAGUCGACUCACUCUUCGCAGCGCAGAACCCUCCGCUUCAUUUGA
Messenger RNA from Sporisorium graminicola, 2274 nucleotides. RefSeq lists its product as uncharacterized. Gene Ontology annotation, cellular component: plasma membrane. Gene Ontology annotation, biological process: intracellular potassium ion homeostasis; sodium ion export across plasma membrane; proton export across plasma membrane. Gene Ontology annotation, molecular function: sodium:proton antiporter activity. The transcript has a single exon. Lineage: Eukaryota; Fungi; Basidiomycota; Ustilaginomycetes; Ustilaginales; Ustilaginaceae. The record is from RefSeq and is a predicted model, not a curated record. The coding region runs from base 1 to 2274 and encodes 757 amino acids.